Molecule: messenger RNA, 3342 nt
Organism: Helicoverpa armigera (cotton bollworm)
Lineage: Eukaryota; Metazoa; Arthropoda; Insecta; Lepidoptera; Noctuidae
Gene: Pvf3
Product: PDGF- and VEGF-related factor 3
Exons: 6
Coding region: 70-1374 (434 amino acids)
Biological process (GO): hemocyte migration
Cellular component (GO): membrane
Molecular function (GO): growth factor activity
Source: RefSeq, a predicted model, not a curated record
GCUCCGUAGAUCGGGCGCUACCUAUCCCAUCCCAGUCAGUCUUGUUCCGAACGCCGGACCGUGGACACGAUGCUGCGUUUAUGCCUCGUGAUCUUACUGACCCACCGUAUACGAACCGCACAUGUAACCGACACACCGUUCACCAACCGUUUCGACAGGUUAUACCAAAAAUUGGAUCGUUUAAACUCUCUUUCGCCAGAAUUGACGGAUGAAGAUGAAGAACAGUUGCUUUCGGCUAUGAAGGCGUGGGGAGGGUUGAGCUCGGAGCAGAUGGAUGGGGUGAUGAAGGAUCUGCAGAGGAUGAAGGUCGAGAGGACUGGGGAUACAGGAGAGCAGGAUUAUGGGGAGUCUUCGUGGGAUGAUGAGGAUUUCGCAGGCGACUACCCAAUGGAUGGCAACGAAGCCAACGACGACUGGGAUUCUGAUGACCUGGCGGACUCCAGUUCCACUUCCAAGCCUCAGAUCCUGGGGGUGACGCCUUCAGCCUUCACCAGGACAGGGCCUGUGAAGACUGUGGUGGUGUCUGCUGUGGAGACCAUCGCGGCUACCAAUGCUAGGCCCAGGAUCUUGGAAGACCCAAUGACGCCGGUGGAGCGCGCGGCCCUGCGCCGGGCAGCUAUGGGCAGCAUGAGUGACCUGCUGAAGAACGGCAAGUGUGUCGACCCGCAGCCUCGCUGGCUCAUCGUCAGGCAGCUGGCACCAGCUGCUGAUACCAGAUACCUGCCUCCGUGCGUGCAACUGCAUCGCUGCGCGCCCGACUCCGGCUGCUGUGUCAACGAGAGCGAGGUGUGCGCUCCCAUCGAAGGCAAGAGUGUUGUGCUGCCCUUCUAUCUCCACAAAGCAAUUGGCCCAAUGAGCGUGGUGAAGAUGCAGUUCUUCAACCACACUCGCUGCGCGUGCGUCUCCCGAGACACUCUGCAGAUGACCGUCCCUUCUAAGGUGCAGCCCAACUAUGAGAGUCAGGAGGAGCUCGAGAGACCCUCGCGAAGAGCCAUGGUGGAGAGUCAGAAUGAUUGGAGAACUCCCACUGAGGAACCUAACCUGGGAAAAGAUGAUGAACCUACUGCGCCUCCUCAGUUGCGCAGAUGCACAUGCCCAGGUCUGUUCCUGGCCAGCAUGACAGACAACGAGCCUUGCCAAUGCGUGUGCGACUGGCCUGACCCCGCGCGCCGCCGCGACUGUCAGUACCUCGCCAGGGGGAGAGAACACUUCGGGCUCCGGGACCGCGUCUGUGUCGCCCGAGGGGACUGCACCACCCCAGCCUGCGAGUACGGACCCUACGACAAGUCAGUAGGCAAGUGCCCCAUCAGAAGGUACAGGAGAAUGAGGUUCCAUACGAGAGGAAGGUAUCAGGAAAAAACUAUGGUGGUGUGAGGGAAUGACCCUGAGGAGUUAGGUAUUCUAUGGUAUUAUGCAAACAGGAGAUUUUCGUAGCAGUCUCGCGAUGUUUUUGUAUGUUUUAAAUGCCAAGUAUUGGUUUUGUUUCAGGAAAUUGACAUAUUAUUGACAAUAUCCCCCGAGCCUUUUUCCUAACUAUGUUGGGGUCGGCUUCCAGUCUAAAAUAAAACAAAAUAUUAUUGUCAAUAGUUGAAAGCAAUUUCUGCAUCUAUAACGGGUCAUCGAAGGCCCAUUUUCGCAUAAACCUCAGUUUUUCUAAAAAUACUGACUAUACUUUAGAAUGUAUAGUUAACAAAGUUGUUUUAAGAAGACUGUCGUUUAUGUUGUUGGUGAACUUGCGCCAAAAGUAUAACCUGCAGUUAUUAUCCUGAUUACAGCUGUUAUUUCAAACACAACUGACGAGUUAUAUCGAUCAGAGGUGAUCUUGAAGAGAAUUCAAUCCUGUUCCUAUUACAGAAUUAAUUCAAGCACAGACCCUAUUGAAGAUGACUAGAUUUGCAGUUAUUGUUGCUUUGAUAGGUUUCAUCAGAAUGAAUGAUUUAAACUGUGCAAACUGCGCUUUUGGUUAACGUACCAAUAAGAUUAAGUUAUAGUAAUAUAAUCAUUGAUAUACUCGUAUUAUUUGAUCUUGUACUUUCAAGCUCAUAUAUUCUAUAGCUAAUGGUUUCAACAAACCGUCUUUACAGUUGUAAGUUUUUCUGAUGUAAGUAGCUUAUGUAAUAAACUUACGCUAAUCUUAAUUCAUUAUAACUUAGUACAACUUAGGAAGUUACUUACGCAUUUUUUACAAAAGCUACUUAGUACUUACAAGUGUUAAGUCGGGGUACUAAUAAUUUUCAGUAAAAGUCACAUGAGCUGUAGUGAUCAAAAUUGAAUAUUUACGCAAAUGUUUUUUUUUUCAUGUCACCUGUUUGUGCAAGUGAAUUUUAAAUGAGACUGCUUAUUGCAUGUUAUUUUAUUACGAUUAUGUAUUUAAAUAUUAAGUUUAAGUAGGUGCAUUCGAGAGAAUUCUGUAGGUACUUAGUUACAAGCAAAAAAUACCUGAAAAAAAACUGUAAAAUUUAAAAUUAAGAGUGAGUUAUUCUAUACACUGUAAUGAUAACCAAACCAUAACCAGCCGUGUACUUGCCACCCAUUGGUCGAAUCGGCAAUUUGACUACUGAAAAUGGUUCGGUUAUCGUUAUAGUUAAAAUGUGCAGCUCACCGUAAGAUUAUUAUAUAUUUUGUUAUGAAAGAAUUCAACGAAUAAUGAAGCCAGUGUUUUUUAUACAAAGUUGUACAUUGUGCCAUAUCGCUAAAAUGAGUCAGUAUCAUAUUUUUUGGAAUUAGUUAAAAGGGCAUAUAUGUGGACCCUUUUCCUUAGAUAAUUAUAAGAUUUACUUAUUAGUACGAAAGUAGGUUACUCUAGUCUGUCUGUUUUGUUAUAAGUUUUCAUUAUCUUGUUGUGCUAAUUUUGGCUGUUAAGAAAAUUAACAUAUUCCACAGCCGAGUCUCAAAGGAUGGCUAUUAUUCAGAAAUAUUUCGUACAUAUUAUGUAACUAUCUAUGUAUUUCCGAAUUUAAAGGAUUAAUUAUAUCUAUUUAUUUUAAGAUCAUCUAUUUAUUAGAUACCUACCUAUGGGCAGGAAGAAGAAUUUUAUAUAGGUACUUAGAUAUCUUUUUCAUAUGUUUGCGAGAUAUAUUCUCAUAUUUCUGAUAACGAUGAGAUUAAAGUAUGGUUAUUUAUAGUUAAUCUGUUUAAAAUAAUAUACAAUUCUUCCUUAAAAUGUCUUCACUUAUUAAGUGCAAUUAAAAAACUUAAGGAUUUGCAUAGCUACUUAUACAUAAAGGUUGCUUUUAAGUUUAGUUGCUUAAUUUUGUAAAUUCCGUAAAUUGUAUUAAAAUCGCAUAAUAUUAGAUAUUUGUAGUAUUAAGUUGUAAAUAAAUACAAUUUUAAAACAUAUAA